AUGUGUUUGUUAUGCGGAAAGACCUUUACCCAGAAGGGCAACCUGCACCGGCACAUGCGGGUCCACGCGGGCAUCAAACCCUUCCAGUGCAAAAUAUGCGGCAAAACCUUCUCCCAGAAGUGUUCCCUACAGGACCACCUCAACCUGCACAGCGGGGACAAGCCGCACAAAUGCAACUACUGCGACAUGGUGUUCGCGCACAAACCCGUGCUGAGGAAACACCUCAAACAGCUGCACGGGAAGAACAGUUUUGACAACGCACACUGUGGGAAGACGUUUACCCAGAAGAAGAACUUGAAUCGACAUAUCCGUGGACAUAUGGGCAUAAGGCCGUUCCAGUGCUCUGUGUGCCUGAAGACCUUCACCGCCAAGAGCACCCUACAGGACCACCUCAACAUUCACAGCGGGGACAGGCCUUACAAGUGCCAUUGUUGUGACAUGGACUUCAAGCACAAGUCCGCUUUGAAAAAGCAUCUUAAUUCAGUUCACGGGAGAAGUGGGGGAGAUAAGUCAGGCCUGGACAUUACAAAAGUCACCAUAGACUAUGACUAG
This is a messenger RNA of Staurois parvus, 552 nucleotides long. NCBI's taxonomy places the organism in Eukaryota, Metazoa, Chordata, Amphibia, Anura, Ranidae. The record is from the annotation of a GenBank genome assembly.